Astyanax mexicanus (Mexican tetra) is the source of this 1581-nucleotide messenger RNA. RefSeq names its product homeobox B6a (gene hoxb6a). Gene Ontology annotation, molecular function: DNA-binding transcription factor activity, RNA polymerase II-specific; RNA polymerase II cis-regulatory region sequence-specific DNA binding. The record is from RefSeq and is a predicted model, not a curated record. Lineage: Eukaryota; Metazoa; Chordata; Actinopteri; Characiformes; Acestrorhamphidae. The transcript has 2 exons. Bases 369 to 1049 code for a protein of 226 amino acids. Gene Ontology annotation, biological process: regulation of transcription by RNA polymerase II; anterior/posterior pattern specification. Gene Ontology annotation, cellular component: nucleus.
GGGGGGGGGGUCUGUUUAUUCAAUUUUGUGUUUUAAAGUUCCUAUGUGACUUGCAUUGGGCAAUCUCAUUGGAAGGGAAAGGGAAAGCAGAAUGUCUGAAAAAAAUACAGCUUUAUGCUCUGCGGUCCCCCGGCGCAUGCAAUCACAGCCCCCCUCAAGGGUGCUAUUUUGAAGGCACAACCGCUUGCGAUUGGUCAGUGACUGGUCAGAUGGUACGGUUUCCCUCUGUCCCGCACUGGCACAUAGCCACCCAGCAACCCCCCCCCCCUCAACUAAAACCCAAUCUCCGAUAAACUACUAAUAGCUAAACCACUUGGACUAUAAAACACAACAAAUCAUAAAGCAAGGAAAAGAGCCGUGCCCUCCCAAUGAGUUCCUAUUUUGUAAACUCAACUUUCCCUGUGACUCUGCCCGGAGGACAGGAGUCGUUCUUGGGACAGAUACCUUUAUACCCCUCCGGAUACACAGACCCUUUACGACACUACCCCGGUGCUGGUUAUGGAGCUAGCAGUGUCCAGGAGAAGGCGUACCCCUCCUCCUUUUACCAGAAUGGUGCGUACGGCAGAGCGAGCGCCGCCGGUGCCUGCGAUUACGCGACGGCCAGCUUCUACAGGGAAAAGGACCCCGCUUGUGCUCUGGCCAGCAUAGAGGAACACUCUCUCGUCCUCAGUCAGGACCACCGUAAAACAGACUGCACAGGGCCGUCGAUGAAAAGCAUCUACAACGAGGUUGACGAUCAGAAGCCGACGGCGCCGGUUUACCCAUGGAUGCAGCGAAUGAAUUCGUGCAACGGGACCUUCGGUAACCCCGGUAGGAGAGGUCGUCAGACGUACACCCGUUACCAGACGUUAGAGCUGGAGAAAGAGUUUCAUUUUAACAGGUAUCUGACCCGGAGGCGCCGUAUUGAAAUCGCGCACGCAUUGUGCCUGACGGAACGCCAGAUCAAGAUCUGGUUCCAAAACCGGCGCAUGAAAUGGAAAAAAGAGAACAAACUUAUCAACUCUUCACAAACCAGUGGGGAGGAAGAAGAGGAGAAGAGGACAGAAUAAAAUUGUGGACGCAAGAAAAAUCUAAAUGGCAUAAUAAGAUACAUUUACAUGUAUCAUCAGAAACGAACUUUCCUUUUGUACAUAAAUGCACACCGGUGGAGUUGUGUUGGUAAAUUCGUUGUAGCAUUCCUCUUAUUGUCGUUUUUAUCAUCAUUAUUUUUACAUGUCUAAUUAAUGUGUUUGUGUGCAAGCAUAUCUUGACUUACUAUUUGGUCUUACACUUGACGGCCAUGUUUAAUGAAGCUAUUUCAAAUGUUAUAUUCAUGUUCAUAUUUAAGCUAUGUGAAAAUAAAAUGGAAUUCUCAUUGUAUGUAAUAACGUUUUUUUAUUUCUAAGAGCAAUGAUCAUUUAGACACUGUUGUGAUGAAUAGUAUAUCGGUAAAAAUGAGCUUUCCUACAUGUCCCAAACUAGUUCGAAGAUGAGAACUAUAUAAAGACACUAGAAAGUAUGACUUUUGUACGUGGUUGUCAUUUGUUUUUCAUUUCAUCCGAAGAAAUAAAACGAAAUAAACUGACAGCAUAUUCCACCUGC